AGUUCGAUCACACGCCACAAGUUACUUGUUCGUCACGCGUUCCAGUUUCGUAUGAUUUUUACCCGAGUUUUCCGCCGCAGUUCCUCAGCCAUGUCUGCCGCAACCGUUGCCGAGCUCAUCCCCCAGCACAAGGUGGUGAUGUUCUCCUGGGUGCACUGCCCUUUCUGCGUGCGUGCAAAGGAGAUCUUGAAGCCACUCGCAACGGACAUGAAGGUCUACGAGGUCGACGAGAUGGAGAACGGCGAGGACCUGCGGAAGCAGCUGUACGACACGUACCAACACGAGACCGUGCCAGCCAUUUUCAUCAACGGUGAGUUCAUCGGUGGGUGCAGCGACCUCCAGGCGAUUCAGAAGAGCGGUGAGCUCACAAAGAAGCUUGCGUAA
Leptomonas pyrrhocoris is the source of this 384-nucleotide messenger RNA. Its product is annotated as putative mitochondrial glutaredoxin-like protein. Gene Ontology annotation, cellular component: cytoplasm. NCBI's taxonomy places the organism in Eukaryota, Euglenozoa, Kinetoplastea, Trypanosomatida, Trypanosomatidae. The transcript has a single exon. Bases 91 to 384 code for a protein of 97 amino acids. Gene Ontology annotation, biological process: cellular response to oxidative stress. Gene Ontology annotation, molecular function: glutathione disulfide oxidoreductase activity. The record is from RefSeq and is a predicted model, not a curated record.